GGUCCAGUAGCUGCCGCCACUGCUGACGAAGUCGACGCUGUCGCCGAUGCCAUGAUCGUGUACUGGCUAGUAUGGAAGUGAUGGCAGGAUGCUACAGUAGUCCUUCGGAAGAAGUGUCUCAAGUUCUGGUCGUCUUUCCUUCCGUUCCGCGCGCGUCGCUCCGCACAGACGACGCCUAUGGCUGUAACUCGCCCCUGGACCUCUUCGUCAUCUCCGUCCUCACAACGUCUUAGUGUUGUUGAUGUCCUACUCUCCUCGUCCACCUUCUUCCAAUCGCCCCAGUCCAAUCGGUUUCAUCAUCAUCGCUGCCAUCUCUUCUGCCGGAUUUUACUACGUCGCCAACAAGCGCGAUCAAGAGGCAAAGAGAGCUCCACUUUCCGAAAAGCGUAGACCCUUUGAGAAUCCACUCAUCCCGCCAAGGCAUCGCGACGAGGAACUGCAGCAACAGCAGCAGCAACAACAGUACCAGCAACAGUACCAGAAGCAGUAAACAGCGAGACUUGUCUUUAGCACCAUGCCCGCCGUUGAGAAAAGCCAGGGAGCCGCACCUGAUGCCGCCAAGGAGCUGCAGGAGAGGCAAGGCCCAUUGUUUGACCCCGCCAAGGUCAAGGUCAUUUUCGUGCUGGGUGGACCUGGUAGUGGCAAGGGCACACAGUGUGCCAGGCUAGUAGAGCACUGGGGUUUGGUGCAUCUCAGUGGUGAGUCUACCUGAUGGGCACCUGGACAUCAGCAGUACAAAGAGGUUGCAUUGCUGACUCCUAUCCUGAUUCACUUCGCUCUAUCCAGCUGGUGAUCUGCUC
Messenger RNA from Microstroma glucosiphilum, 800 nucleotides. RefSeq lists its product as hypothetical. NCBI's taxonomy places the organism in Eukaryota, Fungi, Basidiomycota, Exobasidiomycetes, Microstromatales, Microstromataceae. Bases 242 to 490 code for a protein of 82 amino acids. The transcript has a single exon. The record is from RefSeq and is a predicted model, not a curated record.